Molecule: messenger RNA, 1359 nt
Organism: Hyposmocoma kahamanoa
Lineage: Eukaryota; Metazoa; Arthropoda; Insecta; Lepidoptera; Cosmopterigidae
Gene: prtp
Product: thioredoxin domain-containing protein 5
Exons: 8
Coding region: 152-1342 (396 amino acids)
Biological process (GO): protein folding
Cellular component (GO): endoplasmic reticulum
Molecular function (GO): protein disulfide isomerase activity
Source: RefSeq, a predicted model, not a curated record
GUGCCUAACAGAAAUGAAAUUGAAUCUUCGUUUUUCCAAUCAUACUGAAAACUAAUUUAAUUACGAACCAGUUUAAUGUUAUUUAUUGUUUAUUUAAUUUAUUUAGAUUUAAGUAAACAAACACACACAUAAGUGGUCCUAAUAAUUCACAAUGUUAAUUAGAAAAACUAAAUUUGUUGCUUUAUUUUUGUUGAUUUUUCCGUACUUUGUUACGCCCGAAGAAAAUUACGUUUACGAUUAUGAUUCAGAUAAUUUCAAACAGAAAAUAGAAGAAAUGGAUGGAAAUUUUAUUAUGUUUUAUGCACCUUGGUGUCGUCACUGCACAGCCUUCCAUCCCAUCUGGCUGGAGCUAGCGGAGCUAGUAAACACGCAAGGGUCAAAAUUCGCUAUCGCUCAGGUAGACUGCACAGUGCACUCAAAACUUUGUCAGGAGAAUGAUAUUACAGGCUACCCGACACUACUGUACUUCCAUAAGAACUCUUUUGUCCCUGUAGAAUACAAAGGUACUAGAGAUCUGCCGUCUCUAACACUAUUCUUAAAUGAUGUAUUCACUUUGUCCACCGAGGGACAUGACAAAGAAUCAAGUGAAGUGAAAGUGUAUAGUGGGGUGGCUUACUUGACGGAUGCGAACAUUGAGAAGCAUCUUGCCUUUGGCCAGCACUUCGUCAUGUUCUAUGCGCCUUGGUGUAAAGCUUCACAGAAACUGGCUCCAAUAUGGGCGGAAUUAGCAGUGCAGUACGCCCACAACAAGUACAUACAUAUUGGCAAAGUCAAUUGCAUGGAGAAUGAAUGGACUUGCAAGAAUUUUGAUGUUAAGCAAUACCCUUAUCUAGUUUGGAUUUACCAUGGAAGAAUUGUAGGCAUAUCCAGUGGUGAAACAUUACAGGAACUCAAACAGUAUGUAGACACAAUGUUGUUGACUGAAACCUAUGAUCCUGAGAAGUUUCUUAAGAAGAAGAAAACAUUACCAGUAGCCAGGAUAUUAGAAGAAACCUUUGACAUAUUCAUGGAGACUGAUUUAGUAUUCAUUAAUUAUUUUGCACCAUGGUGUGCCCAUUGCAUGCAACUGAGUCCGCUAUGGAUAAAACUGGGAGAGAAAUUCCAGAACAACACAAGAGUCCUUAUUGCGGACGUCGACUGCGUUAAAUCUAAGGAGGUUUGCGAAGCUGAAAAGAUAACGAGUUUCCCAACACUAGUCCUAUACAAAGAUAAAAAGAUGGUGUUCAUAGAGAACGGCGGGAGACCUUUGGAAACCCUAAUAGCGCUUGUCAAUGAACACUUAGAAGACCAAGCACCGGCGAAGGAAAUAUCUAGGGAAGAAAAGACCAAAGAUGAAUUAUAAUGCUUAAUCAAUUUUUG